AGUUAUUCGUGGAAGUCAUGUGAUACAGGGAACGCUAUAAAUCAAGAAACAGGUCAAAAGAUUGGGGAAAUGUGCCCAACAAUUCAACGAAAUGUAACGUCCUACAAACCUCCUCAGGAAAGUGAAACACUCCGCUCUUAUAUUUUCACUCUGACUUGUUUUUCUCAACCUUGCAUCACCUCCAUUUCGGCUAAUUCCUUGUUCCCAGCAGAGAAACACUGGACCGGAUCAGACUUUAUCCUGGUUUCCCUUCAGGAACUGGGGCAGGCUGCACGGAUCAGACCUGUGAAACUUCUCCUCAACCAAAUUAACAGCAACAGAAAAAUAAAACAGGACUUUAAAAACGUCCUGCGACUUUGUAUUUUAAUCGUUUUGUGGCUACACUUCACACAAUUCACGAGAGUAAACUGAAGGUGCCCCGGUGGUCAAUUUCACUCAGCGAGGACAACACACGCCGAGAUCGAUGAUAACAACAAGCCUUCUGAUUGGUUCGAGCGUUGAGUGACAGCUGGAGGUUUGUCAGGAUGGGCAGGAAGUUGGAUCUGUCCGGGCUGACGGACAACGAGGCGGAGCACGUGCUGCAGGUGGUGCAGAGAGACAUGAGGCUGCGCAAGAAGGAGGAGGAGCGCCUCAGUGAUCUGAAGCAGGAGCUGGAUGAGGAGGGCAGUCGCUGCCUCCUGCUCUCACGGCAGAGCUGCUUCAACCGGCGCUGCUGCAUCCGCUGCUGCUCACCCUUCAACUUCCUCCUCAACCCAAAGCGCCCGUGCCUCGACUGCCACUUCAACGUCUGCAAGGCCUGCCGUGUCUACAGCAAGCGAGACAAAACCUGGCUCUGCUCCGCCUGCCAGAAGAGCAGGUUGUUGAAGACACAGUCACUGGAGUGGUUCUACACUAAUGUGAAGACGCGCUUCAAGAGGUUCGGCAGCGCCAAAGUGCUGAAGACUCUUUACAGGAAGCACCUGGCGGAGCACAGCGCACUUUCAGAGCUUACAGAGGGCAGCGGCUACGAGGAGAGUAUCUGCAAUGAGGGAAGCAUCAGUGGGAGCGACUCAGCCUUCUACAGACAAAUUGAAGAGCACAGCAUGGCAGAGACCCUCACUGUGGCCUUGCGGGUGGCAGAGGAGGCGAUAGACGAGGCCAUUUCCAAGGCUGAGUUCGAUACUGCCAGCCAGGAGAAGCAGAAUGAGGCUCUGUACCUGCGGGAGCACAGAGGACAGCUCGUUGAGGAACUGUCCAAAACUAUUGUGCAGAAAAUUAUUAGUAGGAGAAACACUUUGGCUGAGAUGAGGGCAGAAUAUGACCAGGUUUGGCCAAUUGAACACAACACUGACCUUCAUCAUCCUCAUCAUCAUCAUCAUCCUGACUGUGAUCAAGCCUCCAGCUCCAUUAAACACCAACCAGGCCUCUGGAGGUCACACUCUGCUUUCUCCCUGCUGGACAAUAAUCCUGCCGGUCGAAUACAAACCACUCAAUCGCUGAAGAAGGAGGGAGGCACACUGCCGACCUGGAAGAGUGUCGACCGGCUGGACAACGCUGCGGUGUCGUCGGUGCUGAAGAGUCCAGACGGGAACUGGAUCGCCCUGCAGAGCGCCCAGCUGUCCCGCCCCGGCCUGCUGACGAAGAGGAAGAGCCCGUUCUUCAGCGCCCUGGACAGGGAAGCUGAAGUCGUGUCCGCCUACGAGGGAGUGAGCUCCUUUAACGAAACCAAAGCCGACAGCUCGUGGGGCGGCGUCCUGCAGGAGAUCCACAGGAAGAUGGCCGACUCUAACUUCAACCUGCAGGACGGGAUCCCCUUCCAGCUGCCGGGCAGCAGAGACGACCUGCUCUCUGACUCGGAGGGCGAGAGGAAGCCCAGAUCUCUGCUGGCGCUCUUUAAGAGGAAGGUGCCCGCGGAGAUCAGGACACCUGCAUCCUCCAGGAGGACGAGCAUCAUCGACGUGAACUUUAACGUGGAGGGAAAUGGAGAGGAAGAGGAGAGAGAGGUGGCGGCAGAGCCAGAAGUUCUGAAAGUGAGGAGAUCCCGGAAGAAAAGAAGGAGUAAAAAACAGUUGUCUUCUUCUGUGCGGUCACAGGAUGACAGCGAGGAAGACGACCAUUACCAACAAACAUAUGAGGCUGCGACCCCGGACACUUUGACCUCUGGAGCCUCCACCCCUGAGUCUGAUGACCUUGAGAGUGACAUCACAGGAAGUGGAGCCAAUCAGACGGAGCAAGAGCUCACGUCAAAACCGCAUUUUUCUCAGUCCUCCAGCGGAGAAGAAGAGGGAGAAGAGGCUGAGGAUGGAGGAGCGAGAGAUGCUAGCGAUGAUGAACAGAGGGAGGAAGAGAGACAAGAAAGCGAGGACGGAUAUGAGGAAGAUGAGGGUCUUUGGAGGAUGGAGAUCGACCCUGAGGAAGGAAGAACAGAGGAAGACGAGGAAGGGGAUGAUGAAGAGAUGGAAAGCAGAUUGUACAGACUCGUCGCACACUCCAGACGAACAUACUUCUCUUCAACGGAUGACGAUUUAGACAAAGUUGGCCAGAGUGACGCGGAGUGUGACGAAGACAAGGACGAAGACGUGGAGGAGGAGAAGGUGGGGAGACUAAACUCAAAACUCUGUGAGCUAGAGAAAGAAGUCCGGGCCAACCAGUUCUCCUCCACAGAGGACGAGCUGGACAGAGCUGGAGUCAUGGAUGAAGAAGAAGAGAAGAAGGAGGUGACGGUGAAAGUGUGCAGAUUAGUCAACCAAGCCAACGCGACCUUGUUCUCUUCCACAGAGGACGAGUUAGACCGAGUAGGAAGAGGCGAAGAGGCAGAGGAAGCGAUGGAUGAGGAGACGUUGUGGAAGAUGCGGCAGGAACAUCUGGACGUCCAGAACACUCGACUCAGAGACCUGGCCAGCCUGGUCAGCGCCUCUCAGUUCUCUUCCUCUGAGGACGAGCUGGAGAGAGUUGGAGAGACUGAGGAGGAAGCAAAUGAAGAAGGAAUACAGAGGGAAGAGGUUGUGGGAGACCUGAGAGAGUCAUUUGAAGAUUUAGACGUGGACAUGUUUGAUGUAAUGGGUGAAAAUGAGGAAAGAAAGACGGAGAGUAGUGAUGAAGACGUUAAAGAUCGAACAGAGGUAAAGGAGGGUCGCAUGCAGGAGAGAGUACCAGCUGAGGAUGAAAAGGUGGUCAAGGAGUACAUAUGUGACGAAGAAGUAGAAGUUUUGGAAGAGGAGGCGGUUCAAAAAGCACAGGGCUUAGAGAGGAGACAAGAGAUGGAGGUUGAAACAGUCAUACAAGCGGAGAAAACAGAGGAGGUCAUCUUAAACAAGGCACAAGUCCAACCAGUGGAUGAAAAAGUGGCGAAGCAACAAGACAAACAGGAAGUAGAAGACAAACAGGAAGUAGAAGACAAACAGGAAGUAGAAGAGAAACAAGAAGAGGGAAAUAUCAACGAAGAAAGUCAGGACGCAGAAACAGACAGCGAUGUGGACGACGCAGAGUUUGAGAGGAUCAUCAGCAGCAUGUUGACGAUGACUUUGGAAGACAUGCAGGUCGGGACAUUAGAGGACGCAUCAGAGGAGACAGGAAAGGAGUUGCAGAGUGGAGGCGACGUCAAAGGAAACGAGCAAAUUGGGCGAGACGUUUCCAGGAAAAAGGAGAGUGAAGAUGCUACAGGCGGGAAUGAGAAUGAGGGGGAAGACACAGAUGUACAAGAAGGACACAUAAAUGCAUCCAUGGAAGAGACACCUGAGGUCAAACAGACAUGUGAGAGAAUAGAAGUGGGUGAUGAGGAACAAGAGGGAAGAAGAGGAACAGUCCUGAAGGAGGGGACAACAAUGGAGACACAGGGGGAUCGUGAAGUUAAAGAAACAGAUGAGAGACGUGAAGAAACCAAAGAAAGUGUGGAGGACAUGGAGCAGAGCAGCACGUCUUCUCUCCACGGUCUACUGUCCCCUGAGGAGAUUCAAAAUAGGUACUCGGCGGUGUCUCUGCACAGCAUCACCACGGAGGUCCUGAAGGUUUUGAAUGCCACUGAGGAGCUGCUGCUGCAGGGGGGAGGAGACGGCCCCCCACCCUGCACCCCGCUGCCCCCCCACACCGACCCCAAGAAACUGGACCAGCAGUUCUCCAGACUGGAGGAGAACGUGUACGUGGCGGCUGGAGAGGUGUUCAGUCUGGAGGCGGAGCUUGGAGACCUGGAGGAGGUCGCCCGCGGAGUCUGCAGCGACACGCCCGGCCUGGAGCUCAGCUUCCUGGAGGAGCAGGUCGCCUCGGCCGCCGCCAGGGUGCAGCAGUCUGAGCUGCAGAUUUCUGACAUAUCGGCCAGAAUUGCUGCUCUGAAGAGUGCGGGCCUGAAUGUGGACACACAGCAGGCCCGCUUCACCAAGACCCGGACCGUUCCAUUUAUGCCGGUCACUGUGGACUCAUCGAGGCAGCAGAGGAGGAGACUUCCUGCUCCACCUGUCAAAGAGGAAAAGGAGGAAAACUAAGUCUCUGAGCGAGACCUCAGCAGUGCCUUCGCCUGCUCCUGCAGGACAGCGUGCCUUCAAUUAUUUCAUUUAGACUAACAUGCCUCAAAUAACACAGGAUCAGCGCUGUGUGUCCCUGAAACUGUUUAUCCUGUCAACUGUUCAACAUGUACAGUAGAUAUAUCUACCGUAUAACAGCUUGAGUUAACCUGGUGCAGAGGAGAGGGUUAACCCUUCAGCUCUGGAGAAAAUCACUAACAUUUGACUUUUAAAACUCUUUUAGAUUUCCACAAAGUGGGAUAAACUGAAAUGAUUACACUAGUGUAUUACAGCAGAGGACAAGAAAUCUUGUUUUAAUGAAAAUAUUCUAUUUAGAUUCAUUUUUAACAUCAGUAGUAGUCCAUUUACCUUGCUGAUGAAAACAGCGAUACAAACAUUGUAUAAUGACUGAAAAGACACUGAAGUCGUCUAAAACCUGCAUUUACACAAUUUUUACCGUUAUACCAUAAAUAUACAGAUACAUGGGAAAUAAUGUAGACAAGUAUUGCUGCUAGACUGUAUCAUGUGUAAAAUAAAUAUAGAUAUGUAUGUUUGAAAUGUAAUGUACAUCAAACCAAUCAGUAUAUGUUGUUUUCUGCCUCUAUUACUUAGUUCAGAAAAUAAAGUAAACUCUAAAAAGACCCUUUGCCUUACUGUAUGAAUGUUUCUCUCCGAGGUAAACAGCAGUGAGACGCUGUGCUCCGAUGAAGGUGGGUGUAAUGGUGAGGAAUGUAGCCUGUAUUUUUGAGAUGAGGAUGUGACACCCGAACAUGAGAUUCCUGCUUGUGAAGAAGGUGUG
Molecule: messenger RNA, 5274 nt
Organism: Trematomus bernacchii (emerald rockcod)
Lineage: Eukaryota; Metazoa; Chordata; Actinopteri; Perciformes; Nototheniidae
Product: rab effector MyRIP
Exons: 16
Coding region: 525-4457 (1310 amino acids)
Biological process (GO): intracellular protein transport
Cellular component (GO): cortical actin cytoskeleton
Molecular function (GO): small GTPase binding; actin binding; myosin binding
Source: RefSeq, a predicted model, not a curated record